Molecule: messenger RNA, 2754 nt
Organism: Hypoxylon trugodes
Lineage: Eukaryota; Fungi; Ascomycota; Sordariomycetes; Xylariales; Hypoxylaceae
Product: glycoside hydrolase family 31 protein
Exons: 3
Coding region: 1-2754 (917 amino acids)
Biological process (GO): carbohydrate metabolic process
Molecular function (GO): carbohydrate binding; hydrolase activity, hydrolyzing O-glycosyl compounds
Source: RefSeq, a predicted model, not a curated record
AUGGCUGGUUACUUGUUGUUUAUGGCCGCUGCGGCCUCGGCUGCUGUUGUUGCGAAAAGAGACUAUCCGGGCGAUGACCCUCUUGCGUCCUGUCCUGGUUAUACCGCGUCGAAUGUCAUUAAGACGGCUUCGGGUUUGACCGCUGAUUUAACGUUGGCUGGUGAGGCUUGCAAUGUUUACGGUACCGACCUUAAGGACUUGACUUUGGAGGUUUCAUACGACACAGAGACGCGACUUCAUGUCAAGAUUCAAGAUGCUGCCAAUGACGUCUACCAGGUUCCUGAAUCUGUCUUCCCUCGACCACCGGGCCAAGGCUCCGACGAAGCACAAUCUGCGUUGAAGUUUGAUUAUAAAGAAAGCCCAUUCUCUUUCACCGUGUCUCGUUCGGGUUCGGGAGAGGUUCUAUUCGACACGUCGGCCGCCAGCUUGGUGUUUGAAUCGCAGUACUUGCGCCUGAGAACGAAGCUACCCGAAAAUCCGAGUCUAUAUGGACUUGGCGAGCAUUCGGACCCCUUCAUGCUCAAUGCGACUGACUAUAUCCGCACAUUCUGGUCGCAGGAUGCAUACAGCGUUCCUGAAGGAUCGAACUUGUAUGGAAACCACCCCGUGUACUAUGAGCACAGAGAAACAGGCACACAUGGCGUGUUCUUCCUGAAUUCAAAUGGUAUGGACAUCAUGAUCAACAAUACAGCCGAGUCCGGGCAAUACCUCGAAUACAACACCCUUGGUGGGGUGCUUGAUUUCUAUUUCGUCUCUGGUCCGAGUCCCGUAGAAGUAACGCAGCAAUACUCUGAGAUUGUGGGUCUGCCCGCGAUGAUGCCGUACUGGGGUUUCGGCUUCCACAACUGCCGAUACGGAUAUCAGGAUGUUUUCGAUGUCGCUGAGGCUGUCUACAACUAUAGUCAAGCUGGAAUCCCGUUGGAAACAAUGUGGACCGACAUCGAUUACAUGUAUCGCCGAAGAGUAUUUUCGCUAGACCCCGAUAGAUUCCCGUUACACAAAAUGCGCGAGUUGGUCGACUAUCUACAUGCUCACAACCAGCAUUAUGUUGUUAUGGUGGAUCCAGCAGUGGCUUACCAAGACUUCCCCACCGCUUUCCAACGAGGUGUUGACGAUAACAUUUUCUUGCUUCGUCAGAACGGCUCAGUCUGGAAGGGUGUUGUUUGGCCUGGUGUAACCGCAUUCCCCGAUUGGUUCUCGGCAAAUGUUAGCGAUUAUUGGAACAAUGAGUUCUCUAUCUUCUUCUCGCCCGAUAAUGGAGUUGACAUCGACGCUCUCUGGAUUGACAUGAACGAGCCGUCCAACUUCCCAUGCUACUUCCCCUGUAGCGAUCCGGACGCCUCUGCUGUGGGUUAUCCGCCAGAACCGCCGCCAGUGAGAUCUCCUCCCCGACCUCUGCCCGGUUUCUCCUGCGACUUCCAACCAGAAGGUACCAAUUGUGCCAAGACUCAAGUGAGAUUUUUGGAGAUCCGCGACAGCACACCCCGAGCCUACUUUGACAAUCUUGUUAUUUCACCACGACAAACAGAGGGCGAACAGAAGGGACUUCCCGACAGGGAUCUCCUGUUCCCCAAAUACGCGAUCCACAAUAAAGCUGCGAAUGCGGACAGCUGGAAUGCGGCAGAGGGUGGAAUCUCUAACAAGACCGUGAAUACCGAUGUGAUUCACCAGAACGGCCUAGCCAUGUACGACACGCACAAUUUGUAUGGUUCAAUGAUGUCUCUUGCCUCCCACGAGGCUAUGCUUCAAAGACGCCCCACCGUUAGACCUAUGAUUAUUACUCGUUCAACCUUCGCCGGAGCCGGUACUAAGGUGGGCCAUUGGCUUGGCGACAACCUUUCGUCAUGGCACCACUACAGACUUGCCAUCCGAAGCAUGAUGGCUUUCGCUUCCGUCUAUCAGGUACCAAUGGUCGGUGCCGAUACGUGUGGGUUCGGUGAUAACACGACGGAGCAGCUAUGUGCACGGUGGGCAGCUCUCGGUGCCUUCUCCCCUUUCUACCGUGUACACAACAGUCUUGACUCGAUUUCACAAGAACUUUACCGCUGGGAAACCACUACUCAAGUGGCGCAAAGAUUCAUCGGCAUCCGCUAUCAACUUCUUGACUAUCUCUACACGUCCCUGCACACCCAAACACUUGACGGUACACCAAUGGUCAACCCGCUAUUUUAUCUUUACCCGCAGGAUAAGAACACUUACUCCCUGGACUUACAGUACUUCCUUGGCCCAUCGCUACUUGUAGCACCCGUCACUGAGGAAAAUAGCACAAGUGUUGAUGUGUACCUACCCGACGACAAUUUCUAUGAUUGGUAUACGCACGAGCAAGUUGUCGGAGAAGGAAAGAGUAUUACAGUCGAGAACCAGGAAUGGACUGACCUACCACUGUACCUGCGAGGUGGAGUGAUCGUCCCGCUACGCGCCGAAUCCGCGAUGACCACCACCGAGCUACGAACGAAGCCAUUCGAGAUCAUAGUACCGGUAGGCAAGGACGGCAAGGCAAGUGGUCAACUAUACCUGGAUGAUGGUGUUAGCAUCGAGCAAGCCGCGACAAGCGAUAUCAAGUUCGAUUAUGCCGACGGCGUGCUUUCAAUCAAUGGUACCUUCGGCUACAAGACGGACGAGCUUCGCAUCACGAAAGUCACGUUCUUAGGUGUCGGCGGCAAGUCCAAAUGCAAGCGCGCUGCCAAGAGCGUCAUUAGCGUGGAUGUUGAUAGACCUCUUACCGAGGCCUUUACCGUCGAGGCUAAGGCCUAG